GGGGACGAGCGGGAGGAGUUGGUGGUGGAGUGUGUAGUAGAAGUAGUAGUAGUGGUGGUGGUGGUAGACGAAGUGGUGGCAGUACGACGGGGCGCCAUUUAGGUCAGGCCGUCGCGGUGACGAAGCGAACAGCGAGCACAAAGAGAUCGGGAGAGGAAAAAUUGGAUUCGAGGGUGGGAGAAAAAGGACUCAAGGAGAGCUCGCUGUUCACGGAAAGCUGGGGGGGAUCAAAGCUAGAUAUCGUCCCGAGAGAAAACCAUGGAGGACCGGGAAAGAGACGGAAAACAUCAAUUGACAAGUGGGAAUGACGGUAAGGGGGAUUUAUUUCGGACAGAUAUUGCUUCUUUGUUUCCCCUGUCGUUCACGUCUUGCUCCCUGACUUCGGGCGGAGGUAGCGAAAAGGGAGUUGGGUGGAAGAGGAAGAAGAAGAAGAACGAGAAGAAGAAGACGACGACAAUGGAGGCAGAUGAAGAAGAGGAGGAAUGGGCAGCACAGGAGGAACCGCCCCGUGACUGGGACAGCGCAAGUCUGGGUCGAGGACAGCAAGUGGUGAGGUCAAGUGGAAAACGGAUCGAGAGGGAGAGCGAGAAAAAAAGGGCUACUACUAGCAGGCCAACACGACUAGAAUGACGGACUUACUGCUGCUUGGGAGUGUUGCAGCCAGUUCGACGGCAGGCCGGUCAGAUCCUCUCGCUUGCAGUGUGUUUAUUUUGACCCACGGGUAUCGCUCGGGAAGAGUCGACGAAGGCUCUGCAUCAAAGAGGGCUAAUGGGGAAAUGGGGGAUUUGGGGUAGAGGGAGAGAGAGGGUGGUCCUGCAGCAAACACAAACUCGGGCAACGAAGUGGUAUGCUCAGAGGAAUGUGUCUGGAAGCAAGAGGGGCAGAUUUGAUCGCGUGUUGAUCAAGUUGAAUGAAUGCCGGUGGGAAUGAUGAUAUUGCUCUACUACCUACACCUAACUCAGUACUAACUUGGGACAUGCUGCUAUGCUGCUAUGCUGCUACUAUGCCACUAACACCCUCUCUGAUUGCCAGUUACAUUGUUACGGGGUUGCAGUGACUAUUGAGAAUUUUCCGUAACAACCGUGUAUGGACAGCCCGGUGGGG
This is a messenger RNA of Aspergillus welwitschiae, 1104 nucleotides long. RefSeq lists its product as uncharacterized. The record is from RefSeq and is a predicted model, not a curated record. The transcript has a single exon. NCBI's taxonomy places the organism in Eukaryota, Fungi, Ascomycota, Eurotiomycetes, Eurotiales, Aspergillaceae. The coding region runs from base 259 to 630 and encodes 123 amino acids.